AUGAGUCUCAAAAUAUCUGAAUUGCAUUAAAUAUAAAAAGAACAAUUGGAGUAGAUCGCUAGUUAAUAAGUUGAAAAAUCACAAAAUAAAGAUAAUACAAUUGAAAUUGGGAAUUAAGUGGAUAUUUAGGUGUUCAUGGAAAAGGAUCAAUAAAGAUUGGAUGAGGAUGGACUUUUUUUUUAUAAUCAAGUAGAUGAAGGAGAUUCUUGA
Molecule: messenger RNA, 210 nt
Organism: Paramecium primaurelia
Lineage: Eukaryota; Ciliophora; Oligohymenophorea; Peniculida; Parameciidae
Source: the annotation of a GenBank genome assembly